Messenger RNA from Fusarium graminearum PH-1, 1299 nucleotides. RefSeq lists its product as uncharacterized. Bases 1 to 1299 code for a protein of 432 amino acids. The record is from RefSeq and is a predicted model, not a curated record. Gene Ontology annotation, molecular function: hydrolase activity, acting on ester bonds. Lineage: Eukaryota; Fungi; Ascomycota; Sordariomycetes; Hypocreales; Nectriaceae. The transcript is spliced from 2 exons. Gene Ontology annotation, cellular component: cytoplasm.
AUGUUGCGAUCACUUGCUCUCGCAAGCAUCCUUGCUGGACAAAGGUUACAUACUACAGCCCAACGCGAUGAGGUAGACAACAGCAACCUGGACCCUCUACGAUUGAACGAAGACGGCACCUUUCAAAUAUGCGUCUUUUCAGACCUUCACUUUGCCGAAGGACCAGAGAAAGACGCCAGGUCUGCAAAAGUCAUGGCUGAUGUCAUCGAUGCUGAAUCACCAGACCUGGUUGUUCUAAACGGAGACCUGAUCAACGGAGAAUCGACGUAUUCCCAUAACAGCACGCACUACAUAGAUCAGAUCGUCGCUCCAAUGGUUGACCGAAACUUGACGUGGGCUUCUACAUACGGCAACCACGAUCACAAUCGCAACAUCAACGGCACAGGAAUGUUGGAGCGUGAACACACCUGGCCUGGAUCAAGAACAGAAUCCAUGGUUCCUGGAACCAAUGCCGGAACAACCAACUAUUACCUUCCCGUGUAUGCAUCAGACUGCAGCUCGAACUGCACACCUGAACUUAUCCUCUGGUUCUUUGACAGUCGCGGUGGAUUUUACUACCAAAGUAGUGCUCAGCCCAACUGGGUCGACAAGAGUGUUGUGGAAUGGUUCAACAAUACCAAUGCGGAUUUGGUUGAGGAAUAUGGCAAGGAGAUUCCAUCAUUGGCAUUCACGCACAUUCCCGUCUAUGCCUCGCUACAACUCCAGAAGGAAUCUGGUGUCGACGAGAACAACCACCCUGGAAUUAAUGACGAAACCGUCAUCCAACAAGGCGCUGGAUGGUGCGCUGAAGACAAAGGAGGCUGCGACUACGGCAACCAGGACAUGCUGCUGAUGCAAGCUUUGGUCUCGACACCCGGCGUCAUCGGUCUCUUUUCGGGACAUGACCAUGCCAAUUCUUGGUGCUACAAAUGGGAUUCCAAAGUUGGUGAUAUGGAAAUUGAAGGAAACGGUAUCAACCUCUGUUAUGGCCAGCACACCGGCUACGGCGGUUACGGUGACUGGAUUCGAGGUGGACGACAAAUCGUUGUCACGCAAGAGGGUCUCAAGAAGAACGAAGUUGAUUCGCAUAUUCGCCUUGAGUCAAAAGAGGUUGUGGGCAAAAUCUCGCUCAACUCGACGUACAACACGGAUUCAUAUGAGGCGACACCGAACCAGAAGACGUUUCUAAGUGGCGCGAGCUCUUCCAACCCUUCUCCUUCAGAUCGUCCUGUAUCACUGGCUGCGCAUUUGGGAUUGAAUACUGCUUUCAAGUCGCCACUGUUUGUUUUUGCUGGAGUUCUUACAUGGAUUAUGAUUUAG